UUUGUAGUGCUUCUCUUUUUUGUGGCUAUUAACUGCAAAAAAAACAGUAAUAUGCAACCAAUUCAUAACUGUUUUGAUACAAUUCUAUAUAUCACAUAUCAUGAAACGUUAGUAAUACAAGACCCAGAGCUUAUAGAGAAUAUAUAAGCAACUAAAGAUGUCUAGUCCUUUUUAUUCUCCAAGUUUUAAUUCUUCAUCAUAUCAACUAGAGAAAAACAAUUAUGGCUAUAACAAUCACUGAAGGUAUUCAAAAUACCAAUACUGAUCAAACAGUAAUGAUGACUUUAACAUCAACCUAUACCCUUGGCACUUCUCCUACCACCACUGCACCUUCAGUUAAAACUACCAAUAAGUCAGUUACUGCACCACAAGAUUUAUUUAAUGAUGCUAGCAUUGUUAUAGUUGAAACUGGUGCUCAAGAAACUGAUCCUCAAGAAACUACAAUAUAUGUUUCACAAGCUCCAACAGUAGCUGCUUCACUAGUUGGCCAAGUGAUAAUCACAGAUCCCGAAAGUAUAGAAUAUCCAAGUGUUACUGAUCCAUCUUCAACAUUUUCAACAUCAUAUGUAUCUUCAACUACUACUAAACAUUCGGUGUCAACUACAUCAACUCAACUGAGUUCUUCAGCAUCUUCAAGUUCAAUGGAAGAUUUGUCAAGUUCAUUAUCGGGUUCAGGUUCAAGUUCUUUGAGAUUAGGUUUAGCUAUUGGACUUCCUGUUGCUAUUGUUAGUUUAUUCAUAAUUUUGAUAUUAGCUUUUAUAUUUCUUAAAAAGCAUAAGUUUAAAGAUGUGAAACAAAAAAUGAUGCCUUAUGGUUCAGAAUUCUUCAGUUAUAAUAAAGAUAGUAAUAGGAAUGAUGAUGAAGAGAAAGAUGAUGAUGCAAGUACUAUCCCAACCAGAGGUAAUUAUUCUGCCAAUAGUCCAAUAUUAAACUUACAACAUCAAACUAGAAACGCUAAUAAUAGAAAAUCAAUUGGUUAUAAACUUAGAGAUAGAAUCAGUAGAGUUAUGAAUUUUGGUGAUUACAAUCCAGAACAAGAAGAAGAUGAAAUUAACUCAUACUAUCAAAGACAACAACAGCAACAAUCUCAACCUUCUAAAUCUAAUUUCAGAAAUUCAAUAAUGUCACCUAUGUUUCUUAAACGUUUUAAUUUAAGUAAACCACCACCACCAGUAGUCUUAAAGAACAGGCAAUUAAGUACGGACUCCACUCCCAUUGAAUCUAAAUUCGUAUCUUAUCCAUAUCCUGAAAUUGUGGCCGGUUCAAAUAGAUCUAAACCACAACAUAAAAGAAACUAUUCCAUUCCUCCUGUUGUUGUCCCAGUAUCACAAGAUCAAAGUCUUGAUCCUACUCAAGGUGGUAUUUCAAAUAGUCCGCAAUUUAAGGAUAAAUUAUAUAUGGUUGUAAAGCCAUAUACCAAGAAUCUACAUGAUGAAUUAACAAUCAAGAUUGGUGAUAAAGUAGUGGUAUUGAAUGAACAUUCUGAUGGUUGGUGUAAAGUUAAGAUGAUUAGAAAGGGAGAUGAUUAUUAUAAGAAUUUAGCUAGUUCAGAUGAAGGUAUGAUUCCUAAAGUUUGUUUACAAAGAAUAUAAAAAACUAUAAAUCCAUAAAAAAGUUCUUAAUACAUUGAUAUACAUACAUACAUAUAGUUUUUGAGUAUAAAAAAAAAACAAAUAUAAAAU
Molecule: messenger RNA, 1682 nt
Organism: Scheffersomyces coipomensis
Lineage: Eukaryota; Fungi; Ascomycota; Pichiomycetes; Serinales; Debaryomycetaceae
Gene: FUS1
Product: Fus1p
Exons: 1
Coding region: 222-1592 (456 amino acids)
Molecular function (GO): protein binding
Source: RefSeq, a predicted model, not a curated record